Messenger RNA from Microplitis mediator, 1969 nucleotides. Its product is annotated as proton-coupled zinc antiporter SLC30A2-like. NCBI's taxonomy places the organism in Eukaryota, Metazoa, Arthropoda, Insecta, Hymenoptera, Braconidae. Gene Ontology annotation, biological process: response to zinc ion; zinc ion transmembrane transport. The record is from RefSeq and is a predicted model, not a curated record. Bases 489 to 1673 code for a protein of 394 amino acids. Gene Ontology annotation, molecular function: zinc ion transmembrane transporter activity. Gene Ontology annotation, cellular component: plasma membrane. The transcript has 7 exons.
UACUAUCCCACUUAUCGCGGCAGUAAUUAAAUGUAUAGGUCAUGGGAAACAUAAAAAUAUUUAAAAGACUUGGUAGUUAACAUUCUGAUACUAUCCAGUACAAUUAUUGCAGUAUAUCGAUGAUAUUUCCAUAAUCAAGUUUAUUCGACGACAAUAUUGUAUACACGCAAUUCAAAUCGCGGUAUUUAUACUCAGUGAUUAAAUUUUCUCAAGUCAGUUAAGCAAACGCUUUCCAUCAAGACGUUGCGCGCGGUUUUAAUAACAACUUUUAUCUAUUUAAUUAACAUCUAUAUAUUUUAUAACAUAAAACUUAUAUAAAUCAAAUUAAUUAUUACGUUUUUAUAAAUAAUUUAAUUUUGGAAAUAUUUAAAAUCAUUAUUUUAUGGGAAAAAACUAAAUAAUAAUUAACUGCAAUUAAUGCUAUUAAUAAAUAAAUAAUGUCAUAGUGUUUUAUAUAUUUUAUAUAUUUAUUUAUAUAGUAAAUAAACAUGGAAAAUAAUAAUGGAUUCAGGGACCAAGCAGUCUUCGGAUAUGGAACAAGUAUCCCACCUAAUAAUGAAUCAAUUUCGACAGAUGCGUCAAGUAAAAGAGUCAUUUUUUGCGUCCAUGGAAAAUUAUCUGGAUGCUGUACAGUAAUAAAAAACGCCGAUGAUCAAGUAUCGUCAAUUGACUACCAAAACCACGGCCAAGUGGAAGAUCAUUGUCACAGAGAAAGAGACGAAGCGAUUGACAAAAAAGCUAGACGUAAAUUAAUAAUUGCAUGUGUAUUGUGUGUUAUAUUUAUGAUUACUGAAAUUGUUGGUGGAAUAUUGUCAAACAGUUUAGCAAUAGCAACUGACGCUGCUCAUUUACUCACUGACUUUGCGUCAUUUUUGAUAUCAUUAUUGUCGCUAUGGAUCGCAAGUCGACCUCCAACGAGGAAAAUGCCAUUUGGCUGGUACAGAGCUGAAAUUAUCGGAGCACUUACCUCGGUCUUGUUGAUCUGGGUAGUAACUGGAAUACUUUUUUACCUCGCUGUUGAAAGAAUUAUCAAUAAAGACUUUAAAUUGGAUGCUGAAAUGAUGUUGAUAACUUCUGUGAUUGGUGUCGCAGUAAAUCUCGUAAUGGGAUUGACACUCCAUCAACAUGGCCACAGUCAUGGACACGGCCAUGGACACGAGCACGGACAUGGCCACAACCAUGAAAAAGAUCAGAAUAUUAAUGUCAGAGCUGCUUAUAUUCAUGUUGUUGGCGACUUUAUUCAAAGUACUGGUGUUUUUAUUGCUGCUAUGAUUAUUUAUUUCAAGCCAAGUUGGAGUAUUGUUGAUCCCAUUUGUACAUUUUUAUUUUCUGUACUCGUAUUAUUUACCACAAUUGCUAUUAUAAAAGAUGUUAUGAAUGUAUUGAUGGAGGGAAUACCCAAAGGGUUUGAAUAUUCUGAAGUUGAAAAUAUUUUUAUGCAAAUUGAAGGGGUUGUCAAAGUUCAUAAUCUCAGAAUUUGGGCUUUGUCGCUUGACAAAACCGCACUGUCAGCUCAUCUUGCCAUAAAUCCUGGUGCUAGUCCGCAACAAAUUCUUCGUACAGCCACAAGAAAUAUUCACAACCGGUAUAAUUUCUUCGAGAUGACGUUGCAAAUUGAAGAGUUCAAUGAAAAAAUGGAAAAUUGUAAGCAGUGUAAGUCUCUACCCCACUAGUAUCAUUAUUUUACUGUAAAUUAUAAAAAUAAUUGUAAAUUUUUUGUUAUUUUUGGUAAUCGUUAAAUCCCUACAAUUGUAAUAUAAAUAAUUUAAUUAAUAAUUGAUAUAUUAAAGCGCUAAAAAAAUUUAAUGAAUGUAACGUAUGAGUGUAAGAUAAAUAUGUGAUGAUAUUUAAUCUUAAGUUUGGAUUUACAUAUAAAUGUCCUUUGCUCAAUGCCCAAUUUAAAUUUGGGCGAUAUUUACAAAUAGAUAUAUUUAUAUAAAUAUAAGAUAGAUCAAUUUCUUCUAUACUU